Messenger RNA from Epinephelus fuscoguttatus (brown-marbled grouper), 2633 nucleotides. Its product is annotated as keratin, type II cytoskeletal 8-like. The record is from RefSeq and is a predicted model, not a curated record. Gene Ontology annotation, molecular function: structural constituent of skin epidermis. Gene Ontology annotation, cellular component: keratin filament. The transcript has 9 exons. Gene Ontology annotation, biological process: keratinization; intermediate filament organization. NCBI's taxonomy places the organism in Eukaryota, Metazoa, Chordata, Actinopteri, Perciformes, Serranidae. The coding region runs from base 104 to 1774 and encodes 556 amino acids.
CAGAAGAUACUUAGAGGGACUUGGCUCUCCUCUUAGUGGGCUCUACUUCUCUGCCAAACCUCUGUCUUUCUGCUCACCCUUUCUCUUCCCUUUCAGAGGAAACAUGAGUGUACAGAGGGGUUCUUCGGGUAGUAGUAUGAGAAUGAUCUACAGGUCCAGUGGAAGCACGUAUGGUGGUAGUGGUGGUGGUGGUGGAGGUGGUGGAGGUGGUGGUAUAAACAGAAUGUUUACCUCUCAAUCUUUAAUCGGGCCACCCAGAAGUAGGGUAAGCAUUGCCACUAGUGGCAUGGGAGGAGGUGCGCAAUUUGGCGGUAGUGGCAGUAGCUAUAGCUAUAGUUCAUACCGUGGAAGUGGAGGUGGAGGUAUCGGUGGUCUCGGUCUUGGUUACGGCUUUGGUGGAGGUGGAGGUUUCGGUGGAGGUGGAGGUGGAGGUUUCGGUGGAGGUUUCGGUGGAGGUGGAGGUGGUGGGGUACUUACCAUACCCACCAUCCAGCAAGUAACUUGCAACCAGAGCCUACUGAACCCCGUGGAUGUUACAAUUGACCCCACCAUCCAGACUGUCCGUACCCAAGAGAAAGAACAGAUCAAGACUCUAAACAACCGCUUCGCCUCCUUCAUUGACAAGGUGCGCUUCCUGGAGCAGCAGAACAAAAUGCUGGAGACCAAGUGGAGCCUGCUGCAGGAUCAGACCACCAGCCGCUCCAACAUCGACGGCAUGUUUGAGGCCUACAUCGCCAACCUGCGCAGACAGCUGGAUGGGCUCGGCAAUGAGAAGGUCAAGCUGGAGGGAGAGCUGAGGAACAUGCAGGGACUUGUGGAGGAUUUCAAGAACAAGUAUGAAGAUGAAAUCAACAAGCGUGCUGGUGUGGAGAAUGAGUUUGUGCUCUUGAAGAAGGAUGUAGACGGCGCCUACAUGAACAAGAUUGAGCUGGAGGCCAAGGUUGAUUCCCUCCAGGAUGAGAUUAACUUCCUCAGAGCUGUCUAUGAGGCGGAACUGAAUGAGCUCCAGGGACAGAUCAAGGACACCUCAGUCAUUGUGUCGAUGAACAACAGCCGCAACCUGGACAUGGACUCCAUUGUGGCCGAAGUUAAGGCUCAGUAUGAGCAAAUCGCAGAGCGCAACCGUGCUGAAGCUGAAGGAUGGUACCAGGAGAAGUUCCAGCAGAUGCAGACUAGUGCAGGCCAGGCUGGAGAUGAAGUUCGCAACACCAAGGCUGAGAUUGCUGAGCUCAACCGUAUGAUUACCCGCCUCCAGAAUGAGAUUGAGGCAGUCAAGGCACAGCGCGCCAACCUGGAGGCCCAGAUCGCUGAGGCUGAGGAGCGCGGCGAGCUAGCUGUGAAGGACGCCAAGGCCCGCAUUAAGGACCUGGAGGAAGCCUUGCAGAGAGCCAAACAGGACAUGGCCCGCCAGGUCCGCGAGUACCAGGAGCUCAUGAACGUCAAACUGGCUCUGGACAUUGAGAUUGCCACCUACAAGAAGCUUCUGGAAGGAGAGGAGUGCAGAAUUGCCAGUGGCGGUGGACCUACAACCGUCCACGUACAGACCUCAAGCUCCAGUGGUGGCUACGGCGGUGGCUACGGCGGUGGCUUCGGCGGCGGCUAUGGCAGCGGCAUUGGCGGCGGCGGCGGCGGCGGCAUUGGCGGCAGCAUUGGCAGCGGCAUCAGCAUCGGCGCCGGUGGCGGCAGCAUCGGUGGCCGCAGCAUCAACAUCGGUGGCGGCAGCAUCAGUGGCGUCAGACAGAGCAGCAGCACUACCUAUUCCUCCUACCGCUAAUGAUAAACAGCAGUUGCCCUCUCCAUCCUUCUUCUUCUCUCAUUUUGUUCUCCACCUCUUAUCCCUCAACUCUUCCCAACAACAACUAAAAGCUUCCAUAAAACCUUUCACUUCUCUCCCUGGAGACAGAGCAGCCUCAGAAUAUUUGCAUUUGACAAUUUACAGCUGAUUUACAGCUGAUCCAUGCAAUGGAACAGCUCUAUUUGGCAUUUAGUUACUGUGUUGCUGCAACCACUUUGGCGACACAUACCUGCAAAGAGUGAGAGAUUACAUCAUCAUCAUACAAGCAGAGGCAGAGAAAUUAUUAGACCAGAAACGAAGAGCAGCAGAGAUAUGAGUCAGUCCUCUCUUUAUUUGAUCAGUCAGCCCGGCUGUCUUUUGGUUGCUGGAUCUGCUGUCAUGCAGACGAGAGCAUACUUGUAGUGUCAUGGCAGAGAAACCUCGCAAGGCAACAAUCAUUGCACACAAAAUGCAAACAGCAGUUCUUAGAUUUGCACAGAAGGAGGUCUGAAAGCUGUGGUUGUUCUUGACUUCAUAAAGCAAACACGGCAAAACUCUUCGUUUCUGCAAUGUCUCCGCUGUUGUCUCACAGCUGUCAUUUUGCUGUGCUUUUUGACACCAUCAAAAGCAGCCACAUAUAACACUUUCAUAUUGAUCUUUGGAAUCUUCUUUUUCUUCUGCUCUGAGAGAAAGUGCUCUCUCCACUACAGCAUAAACAGUAAAUGGUGUUUUGAUCCUGCUUUACUUCCAUUUCCACUCUGAAUAAAAAAGAAACAUGGAUAAGGCUGACUGGAGCAACCAGAUUUAUUGUGAAUUUAUACCACCAAAACAUCUGGAAUAAAUCUGAUUUCAUAUUCAA